UUUAUUUACUGUGUCGCUAUUGGUGAUUUUCUAUCAAACGUCCACUGACCGCCAAAAAUGGAGGUACAUAGCAAAGAAGCCAGCGAAACUAAUCAAAUUCAGAAGGAAGAUAACAAAAUAAGGCCGGAUAAUAAGACAGAUAAAUUUAACAUAACCAAGUUCAAAGAUAAAAAAGGCAACAUCAAAAGGCCAAUGAAUGCCUACAUGGUUUGGGCGAGGAUACACCGACCCAUUUUUUCCAAGGCCAACCCGAGUGCCAGCUCUGCAGAGAUCAGCAUGCAGCUUGGAGCUGAGUGGAACAAACUAAGUGAGAAAGAAAAGAAGCCCUACUACACAGAUUCAUGGAGGCUUAAACAAGAACAUGAACAGUUGUUUCCUGAUUGGGUUUAUAAGCCACAUCCAAAGAAGGGAAGGGGAUGCAGCCAAAAAGUGACACCUCAGGACAGCACUGGCAGUUUGCAGAGUAGUGACUCACAUAACAGACCUGAUCAUGAACCAAAUCAGCAUUUAGUCAUAACCAUGCCAGUAAACAUAUCAGUCCAAGAUCAGUCUGUGCCUGAUUUUACUGAUCACCUCCCUGGCCCUAGCCAGCAAAACUCACAAGAACUGCUGUCUCCUGGAGACACCUGCUUAGAUCCACCUCUUUUGCAUUCUGUUUCACCAUUUUGCAUGCCUGAGCUGACAUUCACCCAAACAAACACCUGCCACAGUUCUGACUGCACAGGUAGCGAGGCUCACGUCGUGGGCCAGGAUGAUAUCCCUUGGCUGACCAAUGACAUCUUUUCUCUCUUAAACGAGGACAAUGUCUACUUUAAACAGUCUGGAGCCCAGACUUAUACUGAAGACACCCACAACAGCAUAGACAUUCUAAAUUCUGUACCAGUCCUGGACAUAGGUGCCUUUGAGGAUCUUUUGAACCAACUUCAUCAGAUGGACAAUGUUUCAGGAAUAGAGGAAGAUGGUGAAAUUAGGACAUUUCAUGUGCUUUAGUGUGAAUGCUGUUAUACCAAACUUAAGUUUAUAUUAAGUUUAAGAAUUUUUUUUUUUUAAAGAUUUUGUCUAUCCCAGAGAGCAUUCAAUGAUGUAUUUUCCUUUUUCUAAUAUACUCUUUAGGAAAAUCAGUGAUAUAUGAUGAUGUUUAAAGAAAAGGAGUUUGGCAAAAACUGAUGUAUACAGUAGGUGUAUAAUUUAUAGGCAGCUUCUUAUUGUUACUGAGUAGUAAAAUGUUAUCACAACUGUUGUUGUGCAACUGUUUGGGCUAUUGCUAACACUAUUGGCUUGUGCCUGGCAAAAGCCUUUGCCAGUCAGUGUCAUGCCACACUGCAUUAUGGGAUCAUGCUGCUAUUCCUGCAGGUUUAGUGCUUUGUUAGAAAUGAUGUUGAGGAUUUAAUGUAAUUUGAUGCAAAAAAAAAUACUAGAGAAUGCUCUUCAUUGCAUAUCAAACAAAUGUGUAUGGCUGACAGUCAAUAGGGGCAGAACCUGAUUCACAUAAACAUCUGUACUUCAUAAUUGAGCCCAUGGAUUGGCACCAAAAAAAAGAUUUGUUCAGAAGACGAUUCUAGGGACAUCAGCAAAGUCAACCAGCGUCCAGCAGAUAUUCUACAUUUUUAAAACUGGGUUCAGCGCACAACACCAGGUGUCAUUUAUAAACAUGGCGUAUGCACAAAACAGUGCUGGAAACACUUCCUACGCAAAUUAUGUAUUUAAAACAAACUUGGGAGUAGAACGUGUUUAGGGAUGAGCGAAUCCGGAUUAUUCUGCAUUAAAUCUUAUGGGUUAUAAAAUCUUUUUUUUGCUUUUAGUUUUAGCUAUUCACUAAGUAAUUACCAAUAAGCUUAAGAAAUGUAAAUAAUGCAUAAACAAACCAAACAAACAAACCCUUUAGCCCUGUCCCAGAGUGCUCUUGGAAGAAAACCUCUUAAACCGCAAUGACACAAGUCAGCGAUUGCAUGCAAGUGCUAAGUCAAGUGAAAAAAUCGCUUUUUUUUUAUUUUCCACACCCUGUGAAAUGCACAUAUUUUCUCUAAUAUCUCCUUAACAAUUUACAUUCUCCAAUAAUUUCGCAAGGACCUUCAUGCUCCUAUUUGCUUUUGCACAUUUUGGUAAUUUCAUCCCAUUUCUUGCAAACCUUGUUUACCUCCAUACAAUUUACAUUUACAUGUAAGAAAAAUAUCCCCUGAUCAUGACCCUUUGUUAAAAGAAUCCCCUGAUUCUGCUCUGUAUGCAAAUCGUCCCUUGGACGUUUCACACCUAUUUGUAAAUCAUCUUGUUUUUUUUCACUGUUUAGUUUUUUUAGUUUUUCAUUAAAAUUUAUUUUACUUUAAUGUUUCCUUCUCUCUCUAGCUUUUGUUGUUUCUUAGAAUUU
Messenger RNA from Silurus meridionalis, 2365 nucleotides. Its product is annotated as transcription factor SOX-30-like. The coding region runs from base 58 to 990 and encodes 310 amino acids. The record is from RefSeq and is a predicted model, not a curated record. NCBI's taxonomy places the organism in Eukaryota, Metazoa, Chordata, Actinopteri, Siluriformes, Siluridae. The transcript is spliced from 5 exons.